This is a messenger RNA of Adelges cooleyi (spruce gall adelgid), 821 nucleotides long. RefSeq names its product ADP-ribosylation factor 2 (gene Arf102F). Gene Ontology annotation, molecular function: GTPase activity; GTP binding. Bases 189 to 728 code for a protein of 179 amino acids. Gene Ontology annotation, cellular component: cytoplasm; plasma membrane. Gene Ontology annotation, biological process: intracellular protein transport; vesicle-mediated transport. The record is from RefSeq and is a predicted model, not a curated record. The transcript is spliced from 2 exons. NCBI's taxonomy places the organism in Eukaryota, Metazoa, Arthropoda, Insecta, Hemiptera, Adelgidae.
UAAUAAUAAUUAAGCUGUAAGCAAUAAGCUAUAAUAUUGUGUUUUGUGAAUAAUAGUACCAAGUAGUAAGUAGUUAGUGGUGUGGCUUGUGCUAUGAACGAUAAUUUUUCUACGUAUACUACGUAAUCAGCUACAUUUGUCUUCAAUCGAGGUUUUCUAGUUAAUAGGUGUAUAGUUACAAGUACGAAAUGGGUUUAACAUUGUCAAGCGUUUUUACCAGAUUAUUUGGCAAAAAGCAAAUGCGGAUUUUGAUGGUUGGUCUAGAUGCUGCCGGUAAAACUACUAUUCUUUAUAAACUGAAACUGGGAGAAAUCAUAACAACUAUUCCUACUAUCGGUUUCAAUGUUGAAACUGUUGAAUACAAAAACAUAGCAUUUACAGUUUGGGAUGUAGGUGGUCAAGACAAAAUUCGACCAUUGUGGCGACAUUAUUUUCAAAAUACUCAAGGACUAAUUUUUGUGGUGGAUUCUAAUGACCGUGAAAGAGUAGCUGAAGCAGAACGUGAGCUACAUAACAUGCUACAAGAGGACGAUCUCAGAGAUGCUGUGCUUUUAGUAUUUGCUAAUAAACAAGAUCUUCCUAAUGCAAUGAAUGUAUCGGAUCUCACUAACAAACUUGGAUUAAAUCAAUUGCACCAAAGGAAAUGGUAUAUCCAGUCAACAUGUGCCACUCAAGGCAAUGGCUUGUAUGAAGGACUAGAUUGGCUGUCGAAUGAAUUGGCUAAAUAAUAUUUUAUUUUAUAUACUUUAAUGCCAAUUUAACAUCCUCCUUUUAUAAAAUGCAUUGUCUUUGGAACUAUUAAAGAUUAUAAUAUUUAUUUA